Molecule: messenger RNA, 1506 nt
Organism: Aureococcus anophagefferens
Lineage: Eukaryota; Pelagophyceae; Pelagomonadales; Pelagomonadaceae
Exons: 2
Coding region: 1-1506 (501 amino acids)
Source: RefSeq, a predicted model, not a curated record
AUGCGCGCCGCGAUCCGCCUUCUGUCGGGCGAGCGCCCGGUCAACUCCUUUCCCAAGACGGCGGCGAACUACCGCGAGCUGACGCCGCUGAGCUACGUCGAGCGCGCCGCCGUCGUCUUCGACGACUCGCCGGCGGUCGUCGACGGCGACGCGACGCGGACCUGGGCCGAGACGUUCGCGCGGUGCUGCGGCCUCGGCGACGCGCUGCGGCGCGAGGGCUGCGGCCGCGGCGACGUCGUCCAGGUCAUGCUCGACAACACGGCGGAGAUGGUCGAGGCGCAGCACGGCGUGCCGAUGAGCGGCGCGACGCUCGGCUGCGUCAACACGCGGCUCGACGCGGCGACCGUCGCCUACGUGCUCGAGCACAGCGAGGCGCGCGUCCUCGUCGCCGACGCGCGCUACGCUGGGACCUACGGCCCCGCGCUCGCGGCGCUCGCGAACCCGCCGCGCCUCGUCGUCGUCGGCGGGCCCGGCGCGACCUACGAGGCCUUCGUCGCGUCCGGCGACGCGGGCUCGGGCUUCGUGCGCCCCAGGGACGAGUGGGACGCGCUCGCGGUCAACUACACGUUCCACUGCAACGGCUGGGGCUUCCCCUGGACGCUGCCCGCCGUCGGCGGCGCGAACGUCUGCCUCCGCGACGUCUCCGCGGACGCGAUCGCGGACGCGUUCGUCGCCGCGCGCGUCACGCACCUCUGCGGCGCGCCCGUCGUCGUCCGCACGGCCAUCGAGGCCGCGGCGGCGACGCGCGCCGCGCGCGGCGGCGAGCGCGCGGCGCCCCUGCGCAUGAUGACCGGCGGCGCGCCGCCGCCGGCCGCGACGCUCCGCCGCGCCGAGGCCGCGGGCCUCGACGUCACGCACGUCUACGGCCUCACGGAGACCUACGGCCCGGCGACGCUCUGCCAGCCGCGCGCCAAGUGGGCGGCCCUGACCGACGCCGCGGCCGCGGAGAAGCGGUCGCGCCAGGGCGUCGCGCACGCGGCGACGGGCGGCGUCGACGUCCUGGACCGGGACACGGGCGCGCCCGUGCCCGCGGACGGGGCGACCAUGGGCGAGAUCUGCUUCCGGGGGAACAUCGUCAUGAAGGGCUACCUCAAGGACGCCGCGGCGACGGCCGCCGCGUUCCGGCUCGGCGCGUUCGCGUCGGGCGACCUCGCGGUGAAGCACGCCGACGGCUACGUGCAGAUCAAGGACCGGUCCAAGGACAUCAUCAUCUCCGGGGGCGAGAACAUCUCCACCGUCGAGAUCGAGGCCGCGCUCAUGGAGCACGACGACGUCGAGGAGUGCGCCGUCGUCGCGCGGCCCGACGCGCACUGGGGCGAGACGCCGUGCGCCUUCGUCGAGACGCGCGCCGGCGCGACGCUCGACGAGGCCUCGCUCCUGGCCUUCGCCAAGGGGCGCCUCGCGGGCUUCAAGGCGCCGAAGUCCGUCGUCUUCGGCGCGCUGCCGAAGACGUCCACGGGCAAGAUCCAGAAGUUCGCCCUGCGGGACCGCGCGCGGGCGCUCUAG